AUGGAGACCCUGCUUGGUGGCCUGCUGGCGUUUGUCAUGGCGUUUACCGUGGUCGACGCCUGCCCCAAGUACUGUGUCUGCCAGAACCUGUCUGAGUCACUGGGGACCCUGUGCCCCUCCAAGGGGCUGCUCUUCGUACCCCCUGACAUCGACCGGCGGACGGUGGAGCUGCGUCUGGGCGGCAACUUUAUCAUCCACAUCGGCCGCCAGGACUUCGCCAACAUGACGGGGCUGGUGGACCUGACAUUGUCCAGGAACACCAUCAGCCACAUCCAGCCCUUCUCCUUCCUGGACCUCGAGAGCCUGCGCUCCCUGCACCUCGACAGCAACCGGCUGCCCAGCCUCGGGGAGGACACGCUGCGGGGCCUGGUCAACCUGCAGCACCUCAUUGUGAACAACAACCAGCUGGGAGGCAUCGCAGACGAGGCCUUCGAGGACUUCCUGCUGACGCUGGAGGAUCUGGACCUCUCCUACAACAACCUCCACGGCCUGCCCUGGGGCUCCGUGAGGCGCAUGGUCAACCUGCACCAGCUGAGCCUGGACCACAACCUGCUGGACCACAUCACCGAGGGCACCUUCACCGACCUGCAGAAACUGGCCCGCCUGGACCUCACCUCCAACCGGCUGCAGAAGCUGCCCCCGGACCCCAUCUUCGCCCACUCCCAGGCCUCCGCCCUGACGGCCACGCCCUUCGCUCCACCCCUAUCCUUUAGUUUUGGGGGAAACCCACUGCAUUGUAACUGCGAGCUUCUCUGGCUGCGGAGGCUCGAGCGGGACGAUGACCUGGAGACUUGUGGCUCCCCGGGGGGCCUCAAGGGCCGCUACUUCUGGCACGUGCGUGAGGAGGAGUUUGUGUGCGAACCGCCUCUCAUCACCCAGCACACGCACAAGCUGCUGGUCCUGGAGGGCCAGGCGGCCACACUCAAGUGCAAGGCCAUCGGGGACCCCAGCCCCCUCAUCCACUGGGUGGCCCCCGAUGACCGCCUGGUGGGGAACUCCUCCAGGACUGCCGUGUAUGACAAUGGCACCCUGGACAUCCUCAUCACCACGUCUCAGGACAGCGGUGCCUUCACCUGCAUCGCUGCCAACGCCGCUGGGGAGGCCACGGCCACAGUGGAGGUCUCCAUUGUCCAGCUGCCGCACCUCAGCAAUAGCACCGGCCGCACGGCGCCCCCCAAGUCCCGCCUCUCGGACAUCACUGGCUCCAGCAAGACCAGCCGGGGAGGUGGAGGUAGUGGGGGCGGGGAGCCUCCCAAAAGCCCCCCGGAACGGGCUGUGCUGGUGUCCGAUGUGACCACCACCUCGGCCCUGGUCAAGUGGUCGGUCAGCAAGUCCGCCCCCCGGGUGAAGAUGUACCAGCUGCAGUACAACUGCUCCGACGAUGAGGUACUGAUUUACAGGAUGAUCCCAGCCUCCAACAAGGCCUUCGUGGUCAACAACCUGGUGUCAGGGACUGGCUACGACCUGUGCGUGCUGGCCAUGUGGGAUGACACGGCCACCACGCUCACGGCCACCAACAUCGUGGGCUGUGCCCAGUUCUUCACCAAGGCCGACUACCCACAGUGCCAGUCCAUGCACAGCCAGAUCCUGGGCGGCACCAUGAUCCUCGUCAUCGGUGGCAUCAUUGUGGCCACGCUGCUGGUCUUCAUCGUCAUCCUCAUGGUGCGCUACAAGGUCUGCAACCAGGAGGGCGCCGGGAAGCCGGCGGCCACCGUCAGCAACAUGCACUCGCAGACCAAUGGGGCCCAGCCCCCCGCGCUGGGCAGCGCACCCAGCGGGGCCCCCGCACCCGGGCCACCCAAGGUGGUGGUGGGCCACGAGCUCAUGGACUUCAGCGCUGGCCUGGCCCGAGGCAGCGACUCCUCUUCCUCCAGUUCCCUGGGCUUCGGGGAGGCUGCAGGGCUGGGACGGGGCCCCUGGAGGCUCCCACCCGCCGCGCCCCGCCCCAAGCCCAACCUUGAUCGCCUGAUGGGGGCCUUCGCCUCCUUGGACCUCAAAAGUCAGAGAAAGGAGGAGCUGCUGGACUCCAGGACUCCAGGCGGGAGAGGGUCUGGGACAUCGGCCAGGGGCCACCCCUCGGACCGAGAGCCACUGCUGGGGCCGCCUGCGGCCCGGGCCAGGAGCCUGCUCCCUUUGCCCCUGGAGGGCAAGGCCAAACGCAGCCACUCCUUCGACAUGGGGGACUUUGCAGCUGCGGCUGCGGGAGGGGUCGCCCCUGGUGGCUACAGCCCCCCUCGGAGGGUCUCGAACAUCUGGACAAAACGCAGUCUUUCUGUCAACGGCAUGCUCUUGCCCUUUGAGGAGAGUGACCUGGCGGGGGCCCGGGGAACUUUUGGCAGCUCCGAGUGGGUGAUGGAGAGCACGGUGUAG
This is a messenger RNA of Lagenorhynchus albirostris (white-beaked dolphin), 2370 nucleotides long. RefSeq names its product leucine rich repeat and fibronectin type III domain containing 2 (gene LRFN2). The record is from RefSeq and is a predicted model, not a curated record. Lineage: Eukaryota; Metazoa; Chordata; Mammalia; Artiodactyla; Delphinidae. Gene Ontology annotation, molecular function: protein binding. The coding region runs from base 1 to 2370 and encodes 789 amino acids. The transcript has 2 exons. Gene Ontology annotation, cellular component: cell surface; postsynaptic density membrane.